GUCCUCAUUGAGCAAGCCAGGCACGUCGAUGCUCCCCUACUGCCGAGGCAAGUGGAGACAGACGCCAUACCCAGGCUUAGCCAGGGACUGAUGUGAGACCCGGCGAAGAUGGCGUACACACAGUUGGAACCAAUAAAUGAGGGCCUGUUGUCUAGACUCUCGGAUCUCUUGCUGUGCAGAUGGACUUGCAGGAAUUGCUGUCAGAAGUGUUACGACUGUAGCUGUUGCCAGUCGAGCGAAGAUGAAGUGGAAAUCCUGGGGCCCUUUCCAGCACAGACGCCUCCUUGGCUGGUAAGCAAUCGAAGUGAUGAGAAAGAUGGAGAUUCAGAUAACGCCACGACGAGUGAGCCUCCCCCGACGCCUCAGGACAGAAGGAGGUCCUCCUCAGAUACGUCUAGGUCCACUUACAGCCUCACAAGGCGAAUUUCGAAUCUGGAGCUGAGGCGGCCGAGUUCCCCGUUAAUCGACAUUAAACCCAUUGAGUUUGGAAUUUUAGGAGCCAAAAAGGAGAUAGUCCAGCCUUCCAUCCUGAGGAAACCCUACACUUCGGAUGACUAUUUCAGGAAGUUUGAGCCGAGACUCUAUUCCCUUGACUCUAAUAGUGAUGAUGUGGACUGUCUGACGGACGAGGAGAUGUUGGCUAAGUACCAGUUGGGCAUGCUGCAUUUUAGUACGCAGUAUGACCUCUUGCACAAUUACCUAAUUGUAAGGGUCAUCGAGGGCAAAGAUCUGCCCCCUCCUAUUUCCUAUGAUGGCUCCAAGCAGGAUAUGGCUCAUUCAAACCCUUACGUGAAGAUCUGCCUCCUUCCAGACCAGAAGAACUCCAAGCAGACGGGAGUGAAGCGCAAAACCCAGAACCCCGUGUUUGAGGAGAGGUACACCUUUGAAAUCCCAUUUUUGGAAGCCCAGAGGAGGACUCUGCUCUUAACCGUAGUGGAUUUUGACAAAUUUUCCCGUCACUGUGUCAUCGGGAAAGUGUCUAUGCCCUUGAGUGAGGUGGACCUUGUCAAAGGUGGCCAUUGGUGGAAGGCGCUGGUCCCCAGUUCUCAGAAUGAAGUUGAGCUGGGAGAACUCCUGCUGUCCUUGAACUACCUUCCCAGUGCAGGAAGACUGAACGUAGAUAUCAUUAGGGCAAAACAGCUGCUUCAGACAGACAUGAGCCAAGGCUCAGAUCCCUUCGUGAAAAUCCAGCUUGUCCAUGGGCUAAAGUUGGCAAAAACAAAGAAGACUGCUUUCAUGAAGGGUACAAUAGACCCCUUCUACAACGAGUCCUUCAGUUUCAAGGUCCCACAAGAAGAGCUCGAAAAUGCCAGCUUAGUGUUCACAGUCUAUGGGCACAAUGUGAAAAGCAGUAAUGAUUUCAUUGGGAGAAUCGUGAUUGGUCAGUACUCGACAGGCUCUCCAGAAUCAAAGCACUGGCGACGAAUGCUCAAUUCCCACCGGACAGCUGUGGAGCAGUGGCACAGUCUUCGGUCGAGAGCAGAGUGUGACCGUGUCUCACCGGCAUCUCUGGAAGUAACGUGAGGCCAACAACAGCGAUUCAGCUACAAGCCAAUAUACAACAGAAGUCAUCCAUGUGCGCGCGCACACACAUAAUCACCAUGGAC
Molecule: messenger RNA, 1607 nt
Organism: Eublepharis macularius
Lineage: Eukaryota; Metazoa; Chordata; Lepidosauria; Squamata; Eublepharidae
Gene: SYT17
Product: synaptotagmin 17
Exons: 8
Coding region: 109-1524 (471 amino acids)
Biological process (GO): cellular response to calcium ion; regulation of calcium ion-dependent exocytosis; regulation of dopamine secretion
Cellular component (GO): membrane
Molecular function (GO): clathrin binding; calcium-dependent phospholipid binding; syntaxin binding
Source: RefSeq, a predicted model, not a curated record